Choloepus didactylus (southern two-toed sloth) is the source of this 1847-nucleotide messenger RNA. It is a transcript of the gene TCEANC2, whose product is annotated as transcription elongation factor A N-terminal and central domain containing 2. The record is from RefSeq and is a predicted model, not a curated record. NCBI's taxonomy places the organism in Eukaryota, Metazoa, Chordata, Mammalia, Pilosa, Megalonychidae. The transcript has 5 exons. Gene Ontology annotation, cellular component: nucleus. Gene Ontology annotation, biological process: DNA-templated transcription. The coding region runs from base 435 to 1061 and encodes 208 amino acids.
CAGACUGCGGCCCCACCUCUGAGAUUACGAACUCCUCCUCGGCCGGCGUGAAGAGAAUCUCGCGAGCAUUGGUGCGCCUGACGCCUGCGCAGGGGGCGCUGGGGCGUGUAGUUCCCCUUGAGCGAGAGGCGCACGGUGCGGCCGGGAAAGUUGGUCUCGUAGAACUACAGCCGCCCUGGGCUCUCCUUCAGCCCGCUCCUUUCGCAUUGCAUUCUGGGGAGUGUAGUUCGCCGCGGCCCUGACGCUCUCUAGGGACCCAUGGAGCCUCUUCAGAGGAACUACAGCACUGGAAGGAAGCGUCGUUUACUUCCGGCACCGGCAGUUGGGGUUUGGAGACUUCAGAGAAUACGCUCUGUGAGGGCCCAGCUGGUUCCGGGUUCGCUUUUCCUGAACUCGCUGCAAGCACGUGGAAGUAGUUGGACUCUCCCCUAGCAAUGGAUAAAUUCGUCAUUCGAACGCCUCGAAUCCAGAAUAGCCCUCAGAAGAAAGAUCUUGGAGGAAAGAUUUACAAGCAGGCCACGAUUGAAUCUCUGAAGAGAGUUGUGGUUGUUGAAGACAUGAAAAGAUGGAAAACUGUGUUGGAGCUUCCUGAUCAAACCAAAGAGAAUCUAAUUGAAGCAUUACAAGAAUUAAGGAAGAAAAUACCCUCUAGAGAAGUGUUAAAAUCAACAAAGAUAGGUCACACUGUGAACAAGAUGCGUAAACACUCAGAUUCAGAAGUGGCUUGCCUUGCCGGAGAAGUUUACACUGAGUGGAGAACUUUCAUUGAAAAACAUUCAAACAGACCUUCUAUUGAAGUCCAGAGUGAUCCGAAAACUGAGAUGCUCAGAAAAAAUGCCCUGAAAUUACUCUCAGAAGCCUUGGAAUUAGAGAUGGAUCACCUACUGGUUGAAAAUAUUGAGCGGGAAACGUUUCAUCUCUGCUCCCGCCUCAUUAAUGGGCCAUACCGGCGGACGGUGAGAGCCCUGGUCUUCACAUUAAAGCACCGAGCUGAAAUCCGGGCUCAGGUGAAGAACGGUUCACUGCCGGUCGGCACGUUUGUACAGACCCACAAAAAGUGACCUGAAGAUGCUUCCAAGCCCGGGCUGGCAGAGAGGAAAACAGGCCUUUCUCUGCCAUUCAAAGACUCUUUUGAAUUUGGGUGAUGGCUGAAGCCGGCUGUGCGAAAUUUUCCCAUGGUGCCGUUCCUUCAGACAAGGGGUGCAGAGAGCCCUGGGAGACAGACCUACAAGAACGUGCUUCAUUAUCUGUAAUGUGCUGGUGCUGCCUGACAGGGUGCGUGCUGGCUGUCACCAGGAAAGCUGUGCGAUUGCCAUCACCCAACACGGUGAAAGGGGAUUUCACUGUGAGUAUGCCAGGGACACCUAUAAACUUCCCCCAUGUCAAGCAGAUGAAGUUACUACUUUAUUUCGCCACCCUGCAGGUAACUGAAACUCAAUUACCACUGCUGCUCAUUUGGUUCCAUCCCCCCGAGUUUAGAUAGCUCUGGUGCCUUUCAGAACUCCCCCAUCUGUUCUCUUUGCUCUACCCCAGGGGUGAGCCUGCCAGAGCCAGUCAACUGCCCCUUCUUUCCAGAACUCACUUAUCUGAACAUUUCAGCUCUCCCUGGAAGACCUUCUGUGUUUGUCUCUGAAGCCCCCAUGCUGAGGAUUCUAAUGAGGAACUGGCCUGAAGCAUCCCCACACGUCUGGUUUUAUUUGAAUAUGUUGGCUGUCUCGGUUUAGGGCUGUGUAGGAGAUCUGUAGUGAAAUUUCUCUUGAAAUGAAUUACUGUAGUAGGAAAAAAAAUACAUAUAUAUUUUGAAAUGAAAUACCUUUAUAUGGGCCUGCUUGAACAAUUAUGUAAAC